Molecule: messenger RNA, 1785 nt
Organism: Cladocopium goreaui
Lineage: Eukaryota; Dinophyceae; Suessiales; Symbiodiniaceae
Source: the annotation of a GenBank genome assembly
AGCCAUUUCCUGCGCAUUGCGACAGAAAAUUCAAUGCCCAUGGUGACCAGCUGUGUGCUGGUGCAGCUGACUUUUCUGGCCGCGUGUGUUCUGCUUCGAAACUUCAGCCGCUUCAGCCUGCGCUUGGUGGCACCGUUGCCAGAUGGCAGCGCCGAUGGCGCUCCUAGCGAUGGCAGUCCUGAGGUCCAGCUGAGCUGCGGGGCGCUCCAUGGCACCUGGUCCCAGGGUGUCGCCGCCUUCCGUGGGAUCCGCUAUGGCCAGGCGCCGCUCAGACAACAACGCUUCCGGCCCGCGCGAGCGGCGGCCUGUCAAGCUGGUGAUGCCAUGGAGGAUGGCAACAGCUGUUUGCAGGGAGGUCGAGCCGGAGCCAAUGAAAGCGAAGAUUGUUUGAAUUUGAACGUGUUUCUUCCAUCAAAACAUCUCCGUGGCACUGCUAAGUUACCAGUCAUUGUUUGGAUUUAUGGUGGUUCGAACAUCAUGGGCUCUGUAGAAUUCUAUGGUCCUAUUGAGAACCUGGUGCGGCAACGCGACUGUGUGUUGGUGGCCAUGAACUAUCGCCUGGGCAUUUUUGGCAACUUGGCCUUGCGUGAAUUGGCUGAGGUUGAUCCACGAGGAAGUAGCGGAAAUCUGGGCAUCACAGAUCAGCAGCUGGCAUUGCAAUGGGUGCAGCAGAAUAUCGCAGCCUUUGGUGGUGACCCUGAGCAUGUCACGUUGCUGGGGCAAAGCUCCGGUGGCACCAACAUCUUGGCCCAUCUUGCCUCGGAGUCGAGUCGUGGCCUGUUCCAUCGAGCAAUCUCCUUGUCGGGAUCGCCGAAUAUCACCAUGGAUCGCCAGAGCAAGGAGGACAUGGAUCGUCGCCUCAUUCUUCCAAAUACUCCCUGUGCUGGGAUGUCUGGAGAACCAUUACUGGAAUGCCUCUAUACAGCUGAUGCACAUACAUUGGAUAAAGCUUUGCCAAUGUCCUACAAGAUCUUUGAUGUUCUGUGGGACUAUCCCAACAACAGUCAUGGCAUUGCCUCCCGCGAGAGCGCUCUUCUUUAUGUGGACGGCGUCACGGUGAGUGCGCCCGUGGAAGAGGCCUUACGUCGCGGGAUCAACGACGUGCCGAUCUUGUUGCAGAGUAUGCAAGCAGAGAUGGAUUGUGCUCCAGCACCACAGGUGGAGAAUCUGAGCCAGCAGGGCUUGAGAGAUUUCUUCCAUCAGCAGUUUGCUGAAUAUGGGGAAGAUGUGGCCAAGAAAGUCUAUGACAUCUAUGGACAAUACCAGCCACCUGCAUAUGCUGCCUAUGCCGUGGAUGCAGAUACCGCUACCGCCUGUGGUUUUCGACAGUUGGCACAAGCUGCUGGGAAUGGCUUCAGGUCUCCUGUGUUUUGGAGUACGGUAACUGCAUCGCCCAGCAAAGCACUGAAAAACCAACGCUUUCCCUACCACAACUGGGAUUUUACUGCUGCCAGUCGAGUGUUUAGUUUCUAUGAUGAGCACUUCGAAGCAGAUGAGAUGGACCUAGCUCUGGGGGAUCGCUUUCGGGCGGAUUGGUUUGACCUCAUCCUGCAUGGCGAGAUGUUUCAUGGCUGGAAAAGGGUCCAAGACUCGCAGCACGGAGAAGUCAUAGGCUCAGAGGUGGGAGCCACCCAAACUCAGUGGCAUAGAAAUCACAAGGCCAUGGAGUGUGACUUUUGGAAAUCCAUCGGUGUGGAUCAACGCUGGUGGUGGAUCAACUGAGACUGAGAUCCAGAAGCCAUGUGCCACUUCAAAUAGCUGGUGCGUCCGGUGCUUCGCAGAAAA